Messenger RNA from Lizanozyma spartinae, 906 nucleotides. RefSeq lists its product as uncharacterized. The record is from RefSeq and is a predicted model, not a curated record. Gene Ontology annotation, biological process: U6 snRNA 3'-end processing. Gene Ontology annotation, molecular function: 3'-5'-RNA exonuclease activity. The transcript has 2 exons. Bases 1 to 906 code for a protein of 301 amino acids. Gene Ontology annotation, cellular component: nucleus. NCBI's taxonomy places the organism in Eukaryota, Fungi, Ascomycota, Pichiomycetes, Serinales, Debaryomycetaceae.
AUGGAAUAUCUCCAAGAGUAUCCCAGUGACGACGAAGAAGAAGAUGACGAAAAGGUUGAAUCAUCAGAUGAAGCAUUAAACUCGGAGAUUUCACUGAAUCGAUUGAAUCAACAGCCACUACUCAUCUCUACUACUACUACUAGCAAACUUCCAUCUACUGUUGAAUCUCUACAACUCUUUCUGCAGAAUUAUCUUUACCAACGGCAUCAAAUGAGUAGUAUAUAUCUAUACAUGCCAUGGAGACCAAGUGCAGCAUCUACGAUGAUUAUUCGUGCCUUGAGUUCUCAAUUGGAACACCAUCUAAGGGAGCGAUUUGGAUCACAAUUGAAGGACUACCAAUUGGAAAAGAUUACAACUAAUCCUCGGGAUGUUGGGUAUCAUAUUUCAUUGACUAGGAAUAUUCCUUGCAACAGUAAUCUAGCUGUUCAAUUUAAUAAAAACAUCACCAAAGCAUUUGAAUCUUUUGAAGUUGAUCAACUGGCUAUUGGUGAAGAUCUUGAUGCUUUUGCUCUACGGAAAGGUAUUAGCAAACUCUUUGGUGAAGAGGUUGCUUUGGCUCUGACAAAGAAGCCUCUGCCGUGUCUUCAGAUUCGAUUCAAAAACACUUGUGUCUUAUUCUCGAAUCCAGAUUACUCUUCGCUCUUUUUAGGGUUGCCCAUACGAUCAGAGCAUGUGCCUAUGUUCCAUCGCAUGCGUUCAACCAUUGAUGAAGUCAUGAAUGCAAUGGAACUCCCUUUAGACAAGGAGAACACUCCCGAGAACUACCAUUUAACCAUUGCGAUAUGUAAGAAUAACAUUAGUCCCUCCAUCUCUCCAAAAGUGUUUGAACAGAUGCAAUCCCAUAUGUCUUCGCUUACCGUGGAUGCUUCCAAGUUAGAAGUGUCUCGACCUAAGAUUAGAGUAUAA